AUGAAAUAUCUUCACUUAUAUUUGUUUCAACUGCAAUUAUCAAAUAAAACUGGACAUAAUUCAUCAUCAUCAUUAAUGGCAACAUUAUAUAAUCGUGUAACAGCAAUUAAUAAUCCAACAACACAUAAAUAUUUUCCACAUUUAUUUCAUGAACAAGCAUCAACAAUGACACUUGAAACAGCAUUAGAUAUUAUGGAAAAAUUAUAA
Messenger RNA from Rotaria sp. Silwood2, 207 nucleotides. Lineage: Eukaryota; Metazoa; Rotifera; Eurotatoria; Philodinida; Philodinidae. The record is from the annotation of a GenBank genome assembly.